Messenger RNA from Ostrea edulis (European flat oyster), 3696 nucleotides. RefSeq lists its product as uncharacterized. The record is from RefSeq and is a predicted model, not a curated record. NCBI's taxonomy places the organism in Eukaryota, Metazoa, Mollusca, Bivalvia, Ostreida, Ostreidae. Bases 1811 to 3667 code for a protein of 618 amino acids. The transcript has 7 exons.
UAAUCCGAGAUUCCUCUGACUCUAACCCCCGCUUUUAUAUUGUGACAUGUGCGGGGGAGAGUCAGAGCGGACUCCAUAUUGAAAAGUGGGAAUUCAGCGACACCAGCUGGUGUCGCUGCUUUACCUACCUCUUACAACUUUAUUUCGCGGACCCAUCUUCCAAGACGCGAGGAUUCAGUUAUCGGAAGAUUAGUCUACAAAUACAUCAUGAUUAAUACGAUGCUAUCGCCGUUUAAACGGCCCUAUCGCCGACAAAUGAAGCAUCACUUCGAAUUAGGUCGCCUCCUCGCCAUUCGAUUUCUUUGCGCAUGACGUCAGCACACAAACACACAAAAUUCCAAUUGGGGUCAAACGACCACGUGACCAAAACAACGUGUGGAGAUUUCACGGCUGAAACUGGUGAUGCUGCCAAAAUUGUGUUCAUAUGGGCAUCGGAGCCAUUUUCGGCAGUUGCAUUCCUUAUCAAUAAAUAAAUGAAACAUUGCUCUCUUGUUUUCUAUGCUCUGUUACAACACUUUCAUUUAUUUUUUAAAAGAAAUAUACCAUAUAUAUCUCAAUAUAUCUUAAUUAUAAGCAAAAACAUUUGUUUCUUUUAACCCAAUUUAAACUUUUUCUCUGUUCAAUCUAUUUUUGGAAAUCAGAGGCAUGAAAGAUGGAUGCCUGCUGUUGCUGCAAUGCACCUUUUGAAGAAAAAAAGUGGGGGUUUUAAAAGGGUGGGUUUGUUUACAAAAUUCAAAGGUGGGCAAAGUGCUGCAGAGUCUCUAGAAAAAAUAACAGCUAGCAAAUUUACACCAUGCAAGGACAAAUUCAUCUGUAAUGAAUGCAGUCUGACUGUCAAGUCUUUAGACACUAAGAAAACUCAGCUGGAAGAGGUAGAGGUAAAGUUUAGAAAAAUGAAGCAGCCUGGAAGUUAUAUUUCUACAAAAAUCAUAGCCUCCCCUAGUCACCGUAGGACCCCCAAAAAAGUCAAAGUGGUUUCCACUCCUGUGAAACGCACUCCAAAAGCCUCUCUAAAGGACAAGAUAACAUUGCAUGUCAAUGACACAGCUGUUGGAAAAGGUGUACACCUAGUGAGCUUGUCAAAGUAUCGAAGUGGGUUUCGCAAAUUGUAUAAAGCUAGCAAAGUUGCAAAAUCCUCUUCAGUGCAUGUGAUGUGUGACAUCAUUAGACAAGAGAUUUCUGCAUUCUCAAAGUUAAUGGGUAAUGAAAAUAAGAGAGACUUGUCAUCAGUUCUUAACUUCAGCUGGUACAGAAUAAUCAGUGCAGCUAAGAAGCUCUGUCCUACGCUAUUAACUUUUAUUACUGCUGCAGUUACUAAAAAGCACUAUCAAAAAACUGCCACCAAAAAGAAGGGGAAAAAAAUUGUGUCACUUUUUCCAAUCAUUGGAUCAGUUCUAUGUAUAUUUGGAUAUGUGAAAUCCAAACACUGCAGUUUGCUCCAACAGAUGGUGUCUUUAAUGAUGUGGCUAGGUGGCUGUAAAAUGUGUUUGCAAGUUUCAACAAUCUUGGUUGGUGUCAAAGCAUUGACACAACCAAGUCUACCAUUGACAACUUCCGAACAGGUUACGACUCCAAAGUAUUAGCAUGGAGAGAUAGAGUCUCUGAAGAAAUUGCAUCAGACGAUGACCCAUUUGAUGAGAGUGUGCAGAGCUUUACUUUACAAGAUCUGGAAGGUUUGUGGGAGAGUGAAUCUGAUGAAGAUGCUCAACAGGAAAGUAGUAUUUCCGACAUUCAAGAUGAUGAUUUGGAUUCUCUCUCAUCUGUUGCAGAAAUAAGUCCAGAGGAAACACCCUGUGGAUCUGAAUCUGACAUGGAUGACAUUAUGUCAGAAAAUCCUCCCUAUGAAGUAAAGAGGGACUUGAUUUACUAUGACCUGACAUUUGAUAAUAUCAAUCAAAAAAUUGGAGUAAGACACCAUGUACGUGGCAAAAAGAAUCAAGUUUUAAACAUGGUGCAAACACACGCAACAUUGGAGAGAGUAGGAAGUGAAGGACUAUCAAAUGAAAUGCCAUCAUCAGAUACUAUAAAGAACAUCCCAGUUGCAGAAUUGUUGCCCUCUGAAGAUGAUGAACAAGUGCUCCACCGGGAGCUCACCAUCCUAGUGUCAAGGAUUCUGACAACAUAUGUUCCUGCAUUUUCUGGUCUUAAUGUCCAGUGGUCUAUUCCUCAUCAGUAUUCUGCACAAUCAGCAUUAAAAAGUGAAAUUGUUCCAUUAGGCAUCCUGAAUAAAGAUGAGUCCACAACAGCAGGCAUGAUUGAGAUUUUAGAGAAUUAUAUUAAGUAUGUGCCUAGAAAGAGGGAUGAAGUGCCUUUUCCUUUAGUCCUUUUUUGUGAUGGCCUCAGCUGCGAGAGAGUGGAAGGGGCUCAGAGAGCAAGAAUUAAUGGUGAAGAUAGUUGGGACAGACUGGAUAUGUUUGAGCCUGCUAUCCAGGAAUGGCAUCGCCGUUUAAUGUACUUACAGGACACAUAUGAUGAGCUUUUCAGCUUUGAGAGCCACCGUGAGAAAGGCACUUUGUACAACCUAAAACAAGUAUUCGACCACAAAAAUGUCACCAAAAACAUGAUGGACUGUUUUGACAAAGCUGAAGAACUAUUAGAUUUUGCAACCAUUGGGUAUACAGUUUUGUUAUACAUGGAAUUAACAAACAUAGCUGAAACUAAUGAGAUCCCGAAGGAUUUUCCAUCAUUCAUGAUCGAGAAAGAGAAAUUCAGAGAUGACAUUAGUCGCAGAAUUAUUGACAAAAUCUUCUGCAGUCCAAAUACCAAACAGGUCCUGAAUGUGUCUGUUGACCAUACAGCUGACAGCAGUCAAUACUGUAUCUGUAAACUUGAUGUUGGUGGUACAAUGGUGUACUGUAACAAUCGAAAUUGUGAAAAGGGUACCUGGUUUCAUCUUGAAUGUUUAGGAAUGGAAGAGGAUGAUGUUACCGAUGAUGACUGGUUUUGUUCUGAGGAGUGUCGCCAAAAAAGAGGUCGAGGAAAGAAAACUACAGCCGAUAAGUUGAAAGAUUUGAAAAAAGAGUAUGUGGAGAGACUUCUAUGGAGGGGAUUAAACAAUAUGGCCAGGCACGAUGCAGUCAAAGAGAAUGAUGGACCUAGAAUGAUAAUACAUUGGAAAUUCGACAUGUUUGAAUUUUAUGAGAAGAAUCAUCCCAAGUACUUUAUAUUUGGACACAGACUGCUUGCAAAUGUGGCUGGCGCAACAUCAGAACAAAUACAACACCAUCUUAUAUGGGAACGCACAGUCAAUGUAACUGGUGGAAAAAGUAAAAACAUCCCAAAAGAUCUACAUUGUGAACAUUUGAAUAUGCAGUACAAGGAAAAUAGUAGGGAUGCUGGUGGCCAGCUUACAUCAAAUACCAUCAACAGGCACAGUCAGAUGCUAGGAAUUGGCAAGAAUAUUCAGGAUAUUUUCAAUGAGCAAGUUGUUUUUAAACCCUUCCAUACCAGAAAACAUGGUGACAUUGAUAGGCUAGAUGAUAUCAUGCGAAUGAUCAAGACUCUGCAACCACUACGCUACUUUAAGAGUGAACCAGGAAGGGCUUUCAAGGGAUUUGAAACUUUUACCACAGUAAAUGGGGUUCGAUUUCCAAAGAAAUUUAAAGAACGCCUUUUGCGUCAUUUGAAAAAUAUGGCCAAUGUACGUGAGCUUCAAGAGGACUUGUGAAUUACAGAAUCAGUAUUUAGAGUUUGGAU